Molecule: messenger RNA, 1033 nt
Organism: Pelobates fuscus (common spadefoot toad)
Lineage: Eukaryota; Metazoa; Chordata; Amphibia; Anura; Pelobatidae
Product: fibrinogen-like protein 1
Exons: 7
Coding region: 1-1020 (339 amino acids)
Biological process (GO): negative regulation of T cell activation; regulation of immune response
Source: RefSeq, a predicted model, not a curated record
AUGAUACGGGUCCUAGCUGGUCUAACACGUUUCAAUGCCAUUGACAUUUCUGAAUCCAGACAUCAUCAAACAGAUGGUCAUAUUGAUCUCAGUAUCCAGAACUUCAAACGCAAACUUCGAGAACACAUUCCAGUUUGUACUUCUCUUUGUACCUCUUCUUCCAGAUUGUAUUUUAAAGCAAACUGUUUCCUUUCAGCAUUGAGUCUCAGAUAUAUGAAAAUGCCAUCAUUCAACCUGUUUGGAUAUUUCAUCUUAUUUGGUCUUUAUUUUAACUGCUUUAGUGCCCUACCUGUGACAGAUGAUCCAGUCUAUUCAGGAUGUGACUGCUCAGAUAUUUGGCUGAGAAACCAAAGCUCUGUCAGCGGCGUUUACAGAAUUAAACCUAUUGGAGCCGCAAAUUCAUUCGAGGCUUUCUGUGAAAUGAGGGAGGACGGUGGAUUGACUCUAAUCCAAAGCCACAAUGGAAACGAUAAAUUGCCCUUCGACACAGAUUGGGAUGACUACAAAGAGGGAUUUGGAAACCUGACUGGGGAACAUUGGCUGGGACUUGAGAAGAUGUAUCUGCUGACCCAUCAGGGUUGCAGAGCUGCAGACCUGCUUAUCAGCCUGGGAGACUUUGAUAAAUCAGAGGCUUCUGCGCUAUACAGCCCUUUUACCAUCGGCUCUGAGGACACGCAGUACAAGAUAUCGCUGGGAAACUAUUCCGGGAAUGCAGGAGAUGCUUUCAGAGCAAGAUUGAAUGUAAAAGAUGUAAGAUCCAAUCAGGAUGGGAGCUCUUUCAGCACCCGGGACAGAGACAAUGACAACUGUGACCCAUGCUUUAAGGGUGAUAUCAUCUUCAAUAGCUGUGCCCGGGAUUAUAGCUCAGGCUGGUGGUUCAAUGGAUGCGGAUUAGCAAAUCUGAAUGGUCGCUGGCGUCCGGCACAGAAUAGUAUAGGCUGGCGUUCCUCGGUGUCUUGGGAAACAUGGAGAAACAACAAGUCUCUGAUGUUUAGUAAGAUGUACAUAAAAAACUAUUAACGGGAACAUUUUA